This is a messenger RNA of Nymphaea colorata (pocket water lily), 4023 nucleotides long. RefSeq names its product glutamate receptor 3.1-like. The transcript is spliced from 6 exons. The record is from RefSeq and is a predicted model, not a curated record. Gene Ontology annotation, molecular function: glutamate-gated receptor activity. The coding region runs from base 928 to 3672 and encodes 914 amino acids. Gene Ontology annotation, cellular component: plasma membrane. NCBI's taxonomy places the organism in Eukaryota, Viridiplantae, Streptophyta, Magnoliopsida, Nymphaeales, Nymphaeaceae.
AGAAAGCAGAUUUCUGCAGAAGCCGAAUGGCUCAGUUUUAAUAAUAUCCAGAUGCGUUUGCCCGCUGGUUGGACUCUCUCUCUCUCUCUCUCUCUCUCUCUCUCUCUCUCUCUAAGGUGGAGAUCGUGCGAGCUUCAAAACUUUCACAUGCGUUGAGGCCUUUUUAUGUUGCUGGUGCCAGACAGCCACGACCCAUCACACGACGAAAGCGAGUCACUGACUCAGCGUUCAUUGUCACACCAAGGAAACAAAGUCUGAAAGAUCUCAAAGGCCAACACCAGCACGUUUAAUAUUCCCCUCCAGAUACGAUGCUUUUCUCUUUCUCAGUAACCCCUACGGAGCAUCACUUCCUGGUCAAUCAGGUGCCAGAAAAUCCAGACACUCCCCCACCUCCCUCCCCAUCUCCCUCUGAAGCCCCUCUCCUCCUUGCCUUCAUGAUGCGGCUUGGUUUGCUUAGGUGAUUGCUGAUUGGAAUUGCAUUCGGCUCGAGCUCAGGAAAAGCAAGUGGCCGGCAAAGCCCACUCAUGCUGCAGCAAGAGAAUGAGUCUGAUGCCUGCUUCUGUGCUGCAACAAGAGAAUGAACUUGAACAGUUCUGUUAGAAACUGUAGCUGUCCCCUUGCCACCUCUAACGUUUGCAUUCAUUCUCUGACUUACUUCCUUCUCUCCGCUUCCUUUUUGUAUGAGCGGAAAGCUUCAGGCUUUGAGGAAAGAAAGAGGUUCGAUGUUGAUGUUUAGAACUUGAAAAGGAGCAACUACUUUUUGGGUCCCUUUGUUUGCCAAAGCUGGAUUUAGUCUGUUUGUGUGUUGUUUCACUAGGCCAGAACGUGCCUAGUUUGUGAUUUGAGCGAUUUUUCACGCGGUGUUGAUAUCUAGCGAUCCUUUAGGAAAUUUGUUCUGGUUUGCUUUUUUCGGAUUUUCCGGACAACAUGAUCCCUGCUUGCAUACUUAUGAUUAUUGUAAUAUGUAGCGGAGUUUUUGUAGAUGGGUCUGGCCGAAAUGCGUCAUCCAGGCCGCUUGUGGUCAAUUUAGGAGCCAUCUGUACUUUCAGUUCGACUAUAGGGUCUGUCGCUAAAAUUGCAAUCACUACUGCAGUAGAGGAUAUCAAUUCCAAUUCCAGUAUUCUUGGUGGAACUAAACUAAACAUCACCAUGUUAGACUCCAACACCAGUGGGUUUCUUGGCAUAGUUGAAGCUUUGCAGUUUAUGGAGAAGGACACUGUCGCUAUAGUUGGUCCACAGUCCUCCGUGCUUUCUCAUGUCAUAUCACAUGUUGCCGACGAACUGCAAGUUCCUCUUCUUUCUUUUGCUGCCACGGACCCUACUCUUUCUUCACUUCAAUACCCCUUUUUUGUUAGGACAACGCAGAGCGAUUUUUACCAAAUGGCAGCAAUUGCUGAGUUUGUUGACUACUAUCGUUGGAAAGAGGUAAUUGCACUUUUUGUUGAUGAUGACUAUGGAAGGAGUGGGGUAUCCGCUUUAGCUGAUGAACUUGAGGAUAAACGGUGUAGGAUUUCUUACAAAGCUGCAUUGAGACCUGGAAUGACUAAAAGUGAUGCCGUCGACAUGUUGGUGAAAUUGGCACUAAUGGAAUCACGAGUUAUUGUUGUCCAUGUCAAUCCUGGUUCAGGUCUUAUGAUUUUCUCUGUGGCAGAGUAUCUCGGAAUGAUGAGUAAUGGGUAUGUAUGGAUAGCUACGGAUUGGCUUUCCUCGUAUCUUGACACUCAUGGUAAUUCUAUCGGUUCAGAAACCAUGCGUACACUCCAAGGAGUUAUCGUGAUGCGGCAGCAUGUGCCUGAUUCAGAAAAAAAGAAAGCCUUCGUAUCGAGAUGGAAUGAUUUGGUCAAGAAGGAGGGAUUGAUCAGUCUGGGGUUGAACUCAUAUGGUCUAUAUGCAUAUGAUACUGUGUGGCUCUUAGCACAUGCCCUUAAUGCAUUUCUUAAUGAAGGAGGUACUAUUUCUUACUCAAACGAUCCGAUGCUGCACAAUGCAGAAGGAAGCAAAAUGAACCUUGAAGCAUUAAGUAUAUUUAAUGAAGGGAAGGAGCUUUUGAGAAGAAUAUGGCAGACAGAUUUUAUCGGUGUAACUGGUCACUUUCGGUUUGAUUCCUCCGGAGACCUGCUUCAUCCAGCAUAUGAUGUAAUUAAUGUUGUUGGGACUGGGUUCAGGAUAAUUGGUUAUUGGUCUAACUAUUCUGGCUUAUCCAUAGAAACACCGGAAAGUCUUUACUCUAAGCCACCAAACAUUUCAAAUGAAGAGCUUCGUAGUGUUAUCUGGCCUGGGGACACAACAACACAGCCUCGUGGUUGGGUCUUUCCAAAUAAUGGAAAGCAGUUGAUAAUUGGUGUGCCUAAUAGGGCAAGUUACAAAGAAUUUGUCUCACUGGUUAAGGGAACUGAUAAUACAAUGAACGGUUUCUGUAUAGACGUAUUUACAGCUGCACUGAACUUAUUACCAUACCCUGUUCCUUACAAAUUCGUGCCAUUUGGAGAUGGUAAAUCAAACCCAAGUUACAAUGAACUUGUACAGCGUGUUGAAACAAGAUUCUUUGAUGCAGCAGUUGGAGAUAUUGCCAUUGUCACCAACAGGACAAAGUUGGUGGACUUUACACAGCCUUAUGCUGAGUCUGGACUUGUUGUGGUCGCUUCCACAAAAAGGAUGAAAUCAGGUGCUUGGGCAUUCCUGAAGCCCUUCACUCUAAAAAUGUGGGGUGCGACUGCAGCAUUUUUUAUUAUAAUGGGGGCUGUUGUGUGGACUCUUGAGCAUCGGGUGAAUGAUGAGUUUCGUGGCCCACCAAGGCAGCAAAUUGUUACAGUUCUUUGGUUUAGCUUCUCAACAAUGUUCUUCGCACACCGAGAGAGCAUGAUGAGCACCCUUGGACGUUUUGUUCUUGUUAUGUGGCUUUUUGUGGUCCUGAUAAUUAAUUCAAGCUACACAGCAAGCUUGACUUCCAUACUUACGGUGCAGCAGCUUUCUUCACCUAUAACUGGAAUUGAAAGCUUGAUAGCAAGUGGAGAGCCAAUUGGAUUCCAAAUCGGUUCUUAUGCUGAGAACUACUUGAUUGAGCUAGGUGUGUCAAAGUCUAGGCUGCAAACACUUCGCUCACCAGAAGAAUAUGCCGAUGCCCUGGAGAAAGGUCCAACCAAUGGUGGUGUGGCUGCAGUAGUCGAUGAGCUUCCUUACAUUGAACUAUUUCUUUCAAAACACUGCAAGUUUGCUAUUCGUGGAAAAAUGUUUACUAAGAGUGGUUGGGGUUUCGCAUUUCGCCGGGAUUCUCCGUUAGCAACUGACUUCUCAACUGCAAUACUAUUGCUAGCAGAAAAUGGUGAUCUCCAAAGGAUCCAUGACAAAUGGCUGACAAAUUCUGGUUGUGGUUCUCAGAGUGAUGAUAUCAGCUCAAAUCAGCUUGAUCUCAGAAGCUUCUGGGGUCUGUUCUUAAUUUGCGGGAUUACAUCAGUAGUUGCUCUCUCUAUUUUCUUCUGGAGGAUGGCGGUCAUGUUCACUCGGCAUGGUCGCCAUCACGGUGUAGCUGAACCUUCUGAAGGCAGUUCUAGGUCCAGACGCCUGCGAACAUUCUUUUCAUUUGUGGAUGAGAGGGAAGACACAUCAGUGCACAAAUCUGGUAGAAAGAAUGGCGAGGAACCAAAGAACAGCCACUCAAGUGGCAGAGUCUGAGCUGCUAGUUUUAUGACGUGAAACUCGUUACGGCAGGAACUUUCAGGUGAAAAGAAAAGCAAGAAAACGCCAACAAUUUUGCCAAGGGCUUCUGGUCUGUGGUGAGAAGGAUAUAGCUGACCUUGAUAUCCAAAUCGCAUUAUAAGGACCUUUCUUGAAGCAAUCUGGAAUUGUCGACAUGCAGCCAUUUUUACUCCUCAGCUUCUCUAAGCUGCAUUUAUCUUUUACAUUUUUUUUGUUUUCAAUUCCUUUGCACAUAAAUUUUCAAUUUCUGUUUUAUAUUAUAGUCACCAAUAUAAAUCAAAGAACAAUAAAGGAAUAGUAAGUUCUCACAAUAAUUUGACUGUUCCC